Messenger RNA from Paramuricea clavata, 3701 nucleotides. Lineage: Eukaryota; Metazoa; Cnidaria; Anthozoa; Malacalcyonacea; Plexauridae. The record is from the annotation of a GenBank genome assembly.
AUGCAGGUACUUGAGUUCUACGGGGAAUCCGAAGAAUUCAAAUUUAAAAUUUCCCCAGGAAAAUAUUUAGACAGUUUUCACAGUAUACAUAUACGCGAUGUGGCGUUCCCAAUUGGUCUUUGUAUGAAUUGAGGUCAAGGGUUUAUCAACAACUAAACACCUCACUGUAACACCAAUGCCCUUGUCUUUGACUUGUUUCACAAUAUGCAAUAGAUUCCGUAGUGCAGUGACCAGCGCAUGACAUGCAUCAUAUUUUAUCAAUGCGGUAUUACUGUUUGUGACGAUUAGUUUUUGCUCUUGCCUGGCCUAUAUGGCCACAUAAGUCUUAAAAUUAGAAAAAAGGUCUUCCAGGCGGGGGGAGGGGAGAGGAAAGCAGUGUACUCCAUUAGAAAUUUUCCCUUUCUUCCCCUGUUCCCUAGAGAGAAAUCAUCACGCUCUAGCUCUUGUUAACUCACAUGCAGCGAGGUAGAAUAUGUGUUGACCGUGGAAGUUGCCGGCGUAAAGGAGGGGACAAAUUUUUUUUGAAACAUUUAAUUAAAAAUCAAGAUUUUGUUGGCAUCUCACUCGAUUGGAAUAAUAGUUGAAGGGUCUUGUAGAUGGAAAUUAUUGAGUGAAAUUUAUAUACAUUUAUUAGACCUAACCAGGAACAGUUGCGAAAAAUACAACUUUACGUCCCUGGCAGAAAUCGAACAUGCGGCCCUGUGGUUCCGAUGCAGCGCUCUAACCAACUGACCUAUACAGAGGCCAGCUGACGAGCUCCAACCACACUUUCAUGCAUAAUGACUGCCAUGUUUAGGUUAUGCAUGGGUAUAAAUAUCGAGAUCUUGUUGGCAUCUCACUCGAUUCAAUUGAGGUUAGGUCUAAUAAAUGUAUACAAAUUUCCACUCCAUAAUUUCCAUCUACAAAACCCUUCAACAACAUAUAAACAAUGUUGUUGCUCCAGAUCAUGUUUAUACUAUAGAUUUAGCUAAAUUAUACACUAUAUGACACAUUCAAUUCCAGUUUUCUUUAAAAUUUCGGUAUCUUACUUUGUCCUUUCUUUAUUUUUCAGAGACCAACACUUCCACAUCUUCAGGUAACUAUUUAGACUUUUGGUGCUAAAUUUAUAUUUAAUGGUUCAAACAUGCAGUUUUACAAGUACUAGUUGUGUGUAUAUAUUCAAAUUUGUAUAGGUAAUCGCAUGGGGACGAAUAAAAUUAAGGUUUAAUUUCAAGCGCGUUUUCAAACAGAGUCGCGAAACGACGAGGGAAAUUUGUAAAAAUUAAAAACACAAGUAAAAUUAAACCUUAAUUUUACGAGGAACUAUGCGAUUACUUGUUAAUCACACUUGUUAAUCAAUCGUAAGUUAAUUGUGAACUUCGGUCAAGACUCAAGUUCUUGAAUCUCGUAUAUGUCUCCAUAUUGUUUUCGCCGAUGUUUCUUAAUGCUACCCUGCCUGUCCAUUUCUUAAAUACUCCAACCAAUAAAUUUGUACUUUUUCUAGUGUUCAAGUUUUCACUAUAGAAGUUUUUAAUUCUUCAAUAACAUCAUUAUCCGCGACGACAAAGCGAGAAGCCAUUGUUUUUAUUGCCAUUUAAUUAAAACAAGAAAUUUCCCGCGCUUGCGUCUCAGCCAAUCACGUACAAGUAAUUUUGCCCUGAAUUAAGAAAAAAUGCCCUCCUCAUUAGCCAAUCAUAUUUGAGUAAUUUUGCCCUUUAUAUGAUAAUAUUUGAAAUUAUUUAUGGUGUAAACUUAAUUUGCCCCUUAACUUAAUUUUUCAGAGACCAUUAUUUCUCCUUCCCCUUCUUCUUUCCCUUCCUCUUCCACCACCUCAGGUAACUAUUUAAACUUUUACUGGUUUACUCUAAUUGUGUAUAUAGAUUCAAAUAUUCUUUGAAAUUGCUUAUGGUGUAUCUUAACUUGUCCUUUAACUCUCAUUUUCAGAGACCAUCAUUUCUCCUUCUCCUUCCUCUUCCACCACGUCAGGUAACUAUUUAAAAUUUUACUGGUUUACUUUAGUUGUGUAUGUAGAUUCAAAUAUUCUUUGAAAUUGCUUAUGGUGUAUUAUAACUUGUCCUUUAACUCUAUUUUUCAGAGAUGAUCAUUUCUCCUUCUCCUUCCCCUUUCCCUCCCUCUUCCACCACCUCAGGUAACUAUUUAAACUUUUACUGGUUUACGCUAGUUGUGUAUAUAGAUUCAAAUAUUCUUUGAAAUUGCUUAUGGUGUAUUAUAACUUGUCCUUUAACUCUAUUUUUCAGAGACCAUCAUUUCUCCUUCUCCUUCCCCUUUCCCUCCCUCUUCCACCACCUCAGGUAACUAUUUAAACUUUUACUGGUUUACUCUAAUUGUGUAUAUAGAUUCAAAUAUUCUUUGAAAUUGCUUAUGGUGUAUCUUAAUUCGUCCUUUAACUCUAUUUUCAGAGACCAUCAUUUCUCCUUCCGCUUCCUCUUCCACCACCUCAGGUAACUAUUUAAAAUUUUACUGGUUUACUUUAGUUGUGUAUAUAGAUUCAAAUAUUCUUUGAAAUUGCUUAUGGUGUAUUAUAACUUGUCCUUUAACUCUAUUUUUCAGAGAUGAUCAUUUCUCCUUCUCCUUCUCCUUCCGCUUCCUCUUCCACCACCUCAGGUAACUAUUUAAAAUUUUACUGGUUUACUUUAGUUGUGUAUAUAGAUUCAAAUAUUCUUUGAAAUUGCUUAUGGUGUAUUAUAACUUGUCCUUUAACUCUAUUUUUCAGAGACCAUCAUUUUUCCUUCUCCUUCCCCUUUCCCUCCCUCUUCCACCACCUCAGGUAACUAUUUAAACUUUUACUGGUUUACUCUAAUUGUGUAUAUAGAUUCAAAUAUUCUUUGAAAUUGCUUAUGGUGUAUCUUAAUUCGUCCUUUAACUCUAUUUUCAGAGACCAUCAUUUCUCCUUCCGCUUCCUCUUCCACCACGUCAGGUAACUAUUUAAAAUUUUACUGGUUUACUUUAGUUGUGUAUAUAGAUUCAAAUAUUCUUUGAAAUUGCUUAUGGUGUAUCUUAAUUCGUCCUUUAACUCUAUUUUCAGAGACCAUCAUUUCUCCUUCCGCUUCCUCUUCCACCACCUCAGGUAACUAUUUAAACUUUUACUGGCUUAAUCUAGUUGUGUAUAUAGAUUCAAAUAUUCUUUGAAAUUGCUUAUGGUGUAUUAUAACUUGUCCUUUAACUCUAUUUUUCAGAGAUGAUCAUUUCUCCUUCUCCUUCCCCUUUCCCUCCCUCUUCCACCACCUCAGGUAACUAUUUAAACUUUUACUGGUUUACUCUAGUUGUGUAUAUAGAUUCAAAUAUUCUUUGAAAUUGCUUAUGGUGUAUCUUAACUUGUCCUUUAACUCUAUUUUUUAGAGACUAUCAUUUCUCCUUCUCCUUUCCCUCCCUCUUCCACCAAAUCAGGUAACUAUUUAAAUUUUUACUGGUUUACUCUAGUUGUGUAUAUAGAUUCAAAUAUUCUUUGAAAUUGCUUAUGGUGUAUUAUAACUUGUCCUUUAACUCUAUUUUUCAGAGAUGAUCAUUUCUCCUUCUCCUUCCCCUUUCCCUCCCUCUUCCACCACCUCAGGUAACUAUUUAAACUUUUACUGGUUUACUCUAGUUGUGUAUAUAGAUUCAAAUAUUCUUUGAAAUUGCUUAUGGUGUAUCUUAACUUGUCCUUUAACUCUCAUUUUCAGAGACCAUCAUUUCUCCUUCUCCUUCCUCUUCCACCACCUCAG